Messenger RNA from Pimephales promelas (fathead minnow), 3141 nucleotides. It is a transcript of the gene pop4, whose product is annotated as POP4 homolog, ribonuclease P/MRP subunit. Gene Ontology annotation, molecular function: ribonuclease P RNA binding. The record is from RefSeq and is a predicted model, not a curated record. NCBI's taxonomy places the organism in Eukaryota, Metazoa, Chordata, Actinopteri, Cypriniformes, Leuciscidae. Gene Ontology annotation, cellular component: ribonuclease P complex; ribonuclease MRP complex. Gene Ontology annotation, biological process: rRNA processing; tRNA 5'-leader removal.
AUCAGCUCGUCUGUCCUGUCUGUCUGUCACAUGUGUUUUCAAGCCGCAGCAUUUUUUGAUCCUGUUUGUUGAUACUGUGCUUUGAUGGAACAUGUGGUGCAAUCCUCGAUCCCAGCAAAGGAAAGCGCUCUUUUGGGAGUUGAGUCUUCAACCACAACGAAAGCGGAGGCUUUCACCAAAGCAUUCCUGAAAAAUAGCCUUCCCCAAAUGAAAGAUGCAGCCAUUGAGGAAAUGAUGUUGCGCAAGGCGGUAGUGCUGGAAUAUAAAAGACCGAAAAAGAAGGGAAAGAAAAGCAAGGCCAAGGGACUGAAUGCCAAAGAAAGAAGACAGCUGAAAAUAUUUCAGCUCAAACCUGAACAUCAAAAAUAUGAACUCUUCUUGCCUCUGCAUGAGCUAUGGAAACAGUACAUUGAGGAUCUGUGCAAUGGAUUGAAACCAGAAAGCAACCCACAGAUGAUCCAACAGAAGCUCUUGAAAGCUGAUUUCCACGGUGCUGUCUUAACAGUUGUCAGAUCAAAGUGCCCUUCGUAUGUGGGUCUAACUGGCAUCCUGGUACAGGAAAUGAAGCACAUCUUCAAAAUCAUUACAAAAGAGGACAAACUAAAAGUAAUACCGAAGAGGAACAGUGUGUUCAGUGUGGAGAUUGGUGAUUUCGUAACUCACAUCUAUGGCAGCAAGUUUGAACUGCGCUCCAGUGAGCGGUCAGCAAAGAAAUUCAAAGUAAAAGGAACUAUUGACUUGUAAUGGAAAGUCUAAAACAUUGUGCAAUCUUAAAUGUGAGCUGAUACUGGAGCCUGGGACACGCUCCAUCUCUCUAUCUCUCUCUCAACUGCCACUCCCUUUUAUUAUAUAAAACUCUUUGCUUAUGACCAAAUUUAGUCGACAAAAUUGUAAAAUGUCCCAUUACUUCUGUAAUAACAUGGAAUAACAAUAGAUCCACGAGUAUGUUUAAUUUAAGGUAUUUCAGUAAGUACUAAAAUGUUGAAGUUGUGUAAAAUGAGCAAAGUAUUUUUAGUUGAAUGAGCAGGAUCUCCAGUUUAAAGUGUAUACUGAGAGGAAUUGGUAUGAUUUUAAGUUAUUUGGUUCUGUUUCAGUGGUGUAUAUUUUGUAGUAUUUGCCCGAUAACAAAACAAGGAACUUGUUUUUUUUUUCCCCUCAAAACAAAACCUGAUUCUUGGAUACUAGGUCAUGUUGUUGUUCCUUUGUAAGUGACUUGUCAAUGCCUCUUCUGGUAAUGCCUGGGAAUCUCCACAUUCCUAGACAGAACUGGUUUUGCAAAUAAGUACAUAAGAGUGUUUUACUAACUGUAUUGGCCUAAGAGGAAAAUUAGAUUAUUUGGCAUUUGGUGCUUAUAAUAUAUUUUAGCAACAGGUUUGAGUAAAAGGAAGCUGUAACAUUGACUGCUUCUGUACCAAAGAACGACAACGAUGUCACCAUCCAUUGCAAAUACACAUGAAUUCUUUUCAGCGUUCUGAUGUGCAAUGUCCUUUAUGAGAAAAGAGGUUCUUUACACUUAAUUUCUUCUCUGUGGUCAAUGUGUAAUUAAAUAGGCUGUGCACUUCCUUUAAACCACAUUUUAGGUUUUUACAAGAAAUAAUAUGUAGCCUAUUAAUUGUCACAUAUACAAUUUCAGGUUUUAUGUAUUAAAUGGCUGUGCCGUGCUUCUACACUGUGUGCAAAAUUAUUAGGCAAGUUGUAUUUUUGAGGAUUAAUUUUAUUAUUGAACAAAUAAUGUGCUCUCAGUCAAUCCAAAACGUUAAUAAACCCUCAAUCCUGAAUAUUUAAGAAAGCAAAAGUGAGGUUUUGGCUUUCUUAGGAGAAUAUCUGUGUGCACAAUUAUUAGGCAACUCUUAGUGUGCAGAAUUAUUAUGCAGCAAAAUGAAAAUGUUCCCUUCUCACUUUUUUUUAAAAUAAACAACAGUUUAUUUUAAUCUGUUAAAGUGAGAAUUACAGAAACAAACAACUCAGUUUACAAAUAAACAUUUCUAACAUUAAAAAAAAAGAUCAGUGACCAAUAUAGCCACCCUUCUUUUCAAUAACAGUUACAAGCCUUCCAUUCAUGGAGUCUGCCAGUUUCUUGAUCUGUUGAUGAUCAACUUUUUGUGCAGCAGCCACCACAGCCUCCCAUAGACUGUUCAGAGAGGUGUACGGUUUUCCUUCACCGUAAAUCUCCCGUUUAAGAAGGGCCCACAAGUUCUCAAUAGGGUUUAAAUCAGGUGACGAAGGGGGCCAUGUCAUAAUUCUUUCAUCUUUAAGGCCUUUACUGGCUAGCCACGCAGUGGAGUACUUUGAUGCAUGCGAUGGAGCAUUGUCCUGCAUAAAAAUCAUGGACUUCUUGAAAGAUGCAGACUUUUUCUUGUACCACUGCUUGAAGAAAGUAUCUUCUAAAAACUGGCAGUAGGUUUGGGAGUUUAUUUUGAGUCCAUUUUCAACCCGAAAAGGUCCAACUAGCUCAUCUUUAAUAAUACCAGCCCAUACCAUUACCCCACCUCCACCUUGCUGUCGCCUGAGUCGAAGUGGAGCUCUGUGCCCAUCCAUCUGGUCCGUCUAGAGUCACUCUCAUCUCAUCAGUCCAUAAAACCUUUGAAAAAUCUGUCUUCAGAUAUUUCCUGGCCCAGUCUUGACGUUUCAACUUAUGUUUCUUGUUCAGUGGAGGUUGGAUUGCAGCCUUCCUUACCUUGGCCAUGUCUCUGAGCACUGACCACCUUGUACUUCUGGGCACUCCAGGUAGGUUGCAGUUCUGAAAUAUGAUCGCACUGGAGGAUAAUGGGUUCCUGGUCACUUCACGUUUGAUUCUUCUCAAAUCUUUGGAAGUUAAUUUGCGUUUUUUUUUUCUCAACACGUUUCUUGCGACUCUGUUGAGGUUUUGCUACAAAACGUUUGAUGGUUCUGUGAUCACGCCCCAAUAUCUUAGCAAUUUCUAGAGUACUGCAUCCCUCUGAAAGACUUUUUACAAUUUUUGACUUUUCUAAGUCAGUUAAAACCCUUUUUUGGCCCAUUUUGCCUGAGGAAAAGAAGCUGCCUAAUAAUUAUGCACACCUGAUAUAGGGUGUUUUUUCUCAUUAGGCCACACCCUCCCUCAUUACACAAAAACACAUCACCUGAAAUGCUUAAAUCCAAUAAGCAUUCAAGUUUAUACAG